AUGGAUCGUGGAGUCUCCAAUCCAUGCUACACAUGCCGUAACCGGCGUAUCCAGUGCGACCAGUCUGGCAUACCCUGCGACAAGUGUAAAAAGGCGGGCCUGGAAUGUUUUGAUAAAAGGCCGUUCCGAUGGGUCAAAGGCGUUGCGAUCCGCGGGAAGAUGCAAGGCCGGACAUUCGAAAAUACAAAUCUAUCCUCCCUGGUAGCAGAGGACGAAUCAACAACUGCGGUGAACGCAAAGCGCACGUUGAUGCGAACUGCUGUAGCGCGGAGAAAGCGCUUCGAUUCUACUGACAAUGAACGCAUCUGUCAGCUUUUUAUCGUAUAUGACACCGACAGAAAUCCCUUCCGAAGCCUCAUACCCUUGGGCUUGAAGGACCCGGUUUUACUAAAAGCCCUUCUUGCGCUUGCAGCACGCCAUCAUGUAAACAAAGGCCAGUCGUUUCAUGAGCCUGGAUCACCAACAUCGCCGCAGCUCGCCAAUGCAAAUCGUCAUGCACUUGCCUUCAAAUAUCAAGCUAUGGAAGCACUAUCACAUUCCUUAAAAGAUACAGAACUGUCCAAAUCGGACACUACAGUGGCCAGCAUAUUUCUUUUGAUCUUCUUGGAUCUUUUAGAGUCCGGCAGUGACGGGUGGAAUUUUCACCUCGAAGGCGCCAAGAAACUAAUCGCGUCCACUUGCCCUCAACCCGACUCCCAGACCUGCAUCAAUCAAGGUCCAGGACAGACUGUGAAAGAGAUAAGAGCCUUCAUCACCAAGCAAAUAAAAAUGAUUGAAACGCUUGGGGCGACUUUCUUGCGCCCUAAAUUACUAUCCCAUUUCACUACCUUCGAUCAACAAGAACUGCAGCUUCAAGAGACCAUCGAAGCUUCUUUCCUUGGGUGUCCCGAAUACCUGUUGACCGCGAUGCAGUGUCUUUCAAUGCAAAGAGAUAGUAUGUCGGGAUCCAACUCUCUCGAUCAAACAGCUAUGGAUACACUCCUGAAAGAAACGACGUCUUUACUCGAUAUGGUCCGGAAUUUUGAUUGCUAUGCCUGGGUAUCGGGCUUGCAACAAUCACGUCCCCCUUCACCAAGAGAAAUCAUCAGUCUCUGCACAUUAUCAAGGUCCUACAAAAUUGGCACUCUGCUCUAUGGGAGAAGAAUCGAAGACGCCGUGACGGGGAACGUGACAGUGUUGGAUGACAUGGUGGCCGAGUUGCUGGGUCUAAUUGACUCGCUGCAGAACGACCGUGUUAUGUUCAAAUGCGUCCUUUGGCCUAUCUUUGUUGCCGGUUUGGAGUGCCAAUGGCCGCCUCAAAGGGUGUUUCUUAUUGGUUGUAUGGAAAAGUUUUGGGAUAUCACCAGCUGUUUGAACGCAGUCAACGCUGCGAGGAUCUUGCAGGAUUACUGGCGUCAAGUAGAUGCAACUGGGCAGGCCCAGUCGCUGUGGAUUUUCGAUAUCGGCCGCUUGGGUCGGGACUGGCUCUGGAUCUAA
Molecule: messenger RNA, 1476 nt
Organism: Penicillium canariense
Lineage: Eukaryota; Fungi; Ascomycota; Eurotiomycetes; Eurotiales; Aspergillaceae
Product: Zn(II)2Cys6 transcription factor
Exons: 3
Coding region: 1-1476 (491 amino acids)
Biological process (GO): positive regulation of transcription by RNA polymerase II
Cellular component (GO): nucleus
Molecular function (GO): DNA-binding transcription factor activity, RNA polymerase II-specific; transcription cis-regulatory region binding; zinc ion binding
Source: RefSeq, a predicted model, not a curated record